UAAAUGCGCAUGCGCAGCAGCGCUGUCCUCUCUUUUUCCUGCACACAUUGCCACGUUAUUAGCGGCAGACACCAAAUUCAAGCGACACUUCAGACUGUUAAAGGGUGAAAGAAGACCCGCCGCGCUAACAAUCUCCCCGGUUUCCAUCACGGUAUUAUAAAUAGCUGGCACGUUUGGAGGUGAUCCGAGAUGCUGAAGUUGUUGAUUGUGUGCGCACUGGCCGCUGUGAGCGCGGCUGAUAUCGCUGAGGAGGAGGACGUGCUCGUACUGAAGAAAAGUAACUUCGAGGAGGCGCUCAAAACUUACCCAAAUAUCCUUGUUGAGUUUUAUGCACCAUGGUGUGGGCACUGCAAGGCCCUGGCCCCCGAAUAUGCCAAAGCAGCUGGUAUGCUGAAAGCUGAAGGCUCAGACAUCAAACUAGCAAAGGUGGAUGCAACAGAGGAAUCUGAACUCGCUCAGGAGUUUGGUGUUCGUGGAUAUCCCACCAUCAAGUUCUUUAAGGGAGGAGAGAAGGAGAAGCCCAAGGAGUAUUCUGUUGAUGUUGAAUCAGAAGAUGCCAAGGCCUUCAUUAAAACCGCAGAGGCUGUGGAUGACAUCCCCUUUGGCAUCAUCUCAGAUGAUGCAGUCUUUUCAAAGUUUGAAGUGGCCAAGGAUGGUGUUGUUCUUUUUAAGAAGUUUGAUGAGGGUCGCAGUACAUUCGAUGGAGAGAUCAGCAAAGAAAAGCUACUGACCUUCAUCAAAUCCAACCAACUUCCCUUGGUCAUUGAGUUUACAGAGCAGACUGCUCCAAAAAUCUUUGGAGGUGACAUAAAGUCCCACAUCCUAAUGUUUGUGCCCAAAACAGCCAAAGACUUCCAGGAUAAGAUGGACCAAUUUAAGAAGGCAGCUGAGGGCUUCAAAGGCAAAAUUCUCUUCAUCUUUAUUGACAGUGCUGUGGAUGAUAAUCAGCGAAUUCUGGAGUUCUUUGGUCUUAAGAAGGAAGAGUGCCCAGCAAUCCGCCUCAUUACCCUAGAGGAAGAGAUGACCAAAUACAAACCAGAAUCCUCAGAAAUCACAGCAGAGAACAUCAUCACCUUCUGCACAGCAUUCACAGAGGGAAAACUUAAGCCUCAUUUGAUGAGUCAGGAUAUUCCUGAUGACUGGGAUAAGAACCCUGUCAUGGUCCUGGUGGGCAAAAACUUUGAAGAGGUUGCCUUCGACCCCGCCAAGAAUGUCUUUAUAGAGUUUUAUGCCCCAUGGUGUGGUCACUGUAAACAGCUGGCCCCCAUCUGGGAUCAGUUGGGUGAGAAAUUCAAAGACAAUGCAAACAUUGUUGUGGCCAAGAUGGACUCCACAGCCAAUGAGAUUGAAGCUGUCAAAGUGCAUAGCUUCCCCACGCUCAAGUUCUUCCCUGCUGGUGAUGACCGUAAGGUAAUUGACUACAAUGGUGAGAGAACACUAGAUGGAUUCACAAAGUUUUUGGAGAGUGGAGGAAAAGAAGGUGGGGCACCAGCAGGAGAUGAUGAGGAUGAAGAUUCUGAUGAUCUGGAUCUUGAUGAUGCAGAGGAUGAUUCAGAUGUGGAAGAGGGACACGAUGAGUUAUAAGAGUCAGGAGGAAAAGGCAAGACAAACCCCUUCACCACCACCACCUCCACUUUAAACUUCCCUGUCUGUGAACACUAAAGCUUUUCCUAACUAAUCGAACAGCCACCGGGCGUUACAGGGUCUUCUUUCAGCCAGUUGUCAUUACCAGUCCAGCCCAACCAUCUGCAGCCCAGAGAAGUGCCUCUCUGCCCACAACGACUUUAUCUCUUUGAAGUGUUUUACUGUACAGUUUACUUUUUGCAUUAAAUUGUAUUAGGUUUUUAGGUUAAAUUCUAAUGGUAAUCUGUUGAACUGCUCUUUAUACCUGCCCACUACCUCCUUUUGUGUUCCGGAGGCUCAGUGAAGAUUUUUUGCAGUAUAAUACUGGAAAUACGGGGAAAGCCAGUUAUUCUGACUUAAUUCUGUGAUAUGAAUGAGUGGACAUUUCAGGGUAGAGGGGGCUGUAUGUCAUUCACCUUUGGGUGGAAAUAAAAUUGUAAUAGCAGCCCAUUAUUAUAGUGUGAAAAAAAAUUUAGCAGACACCAAACUGAGGUACCUUCCCCGUUUCAUUAGUCAAACCACAUUUUUGUAUUCCUUUUCCAAAUUAACACCUGCUACUGAAUUAUUUUUAAAGAUGUAAAAGUGGAGAACUUGUUUUAUUUAAUUUUAUAUUUCAGUUAUUUUCUUUUUAUUAUCUUCCAUACUGAAGGGCCCAGAAACAGCACUUUUGUUGAAUUACCUGGGGCAGAGUUGGCCGAUGUGGGAGGAUGAUUUGAAACCUUAUUUUGCACUUCAUUCAGUGCCAUCAGAGAUUCCAUAUCAGUUACUGAAAUGAAGAUUUACCAUCUUGUAAGGACAAUAACUCUCCCGUACCCUUCCUGCUUUCCAUCACUUUAGUGGAAGAUUCCUUCCACCUGGAGGUAUAAUGCCAGUUGACUAUGUCGGAGUGGUCCAUGUGACGGGGAGGAGAAAGUGUGCUUGUAACCAACUUAAUCAGUCUUUUCUCCUUAUGCCAGGGUUCAGGGUUGUGCGUGUCUAUGAUUUGGUUAACCCUCUUGUUGUCUGUCUUUAUUUUUCUAGGAGCAGUGAAUUUCAGGGGUGAUGUUUAAAGAAAGGGAGGGUUUAGGAAUUCAAUUGAGAGGGAUUUGGGUUUUGAAAUUUGUCAACAUGUUUGAGACAAAGCAUUCCAUUGCAUUGAUAUUGAUAAUGAAAACUGGUGGCCAAAUAAACAACAAAAUGGUAAUAAA
Sinocyclocheilus anshuiensis is the source of this 2810-nucleotide messenger RNA. Its product is annotated as protein disulfide-isomerase. The record is from RefSeq and is a predicted model, not a curated record. Gene Ontology annotation, molecular function: protein disulfide isomerase activity. Gene Ontology annotation, biological process: protein folding; response to endoplasmic reticulum stress. Lineage: Eukaryota; Metazoa; Chordata; Actinopteri; Cypriniformes; Cyprinidae. The coding region runs from base 190 to 1584 and encodes 464 amino acids. The transcript has 10 exons. Gene Ontology annotation, cellular component: endoplasmic reticulum.